ACCGUCAAUCAAAAAUCUGAAAGCUUUCACGCUUUUUUCCACCCACAAUUUUGGUUUCGGAUUACAUCACAAGUUGACAUCUGAAAAUUGAAAACAUCGUAUGAUUUUUUACCGAAAGCUAUUCUCCAAAAUCCGAGCAAUUUAACAGAAAGAGAUAAAGGCGACUUCACCUGAAGAUUCUAGACUGAUGAGAAAGCAGACAAAUAUAUCACGCGCGUGCUUCAUUUUAUGGGAGUCUCAGAAAGUUUUCUGGUAAAUCCUUGAAACCAAAAUGAAACAAUCAGACAUUCUGCCAUGCCAAAUUCAACAGUGGUAUCCCCGUUUUCACAGCGUUUCUAUCAGAACGAUUCUCCUUCCCUUGCCUGAAUCCUUCAUUGAUUUUCUGUUAGAUGAUGGUGGAUUAUUUCUCCCUAAAACCAACGAGGACGAGGAUGCAUUACCAGCACGAGUAAAAAUUACAUGCCCAGAUCUACAGGCAGAAGAUUAUCAUCCUUGGCAAGAAGAAGAAGAGGAAGAGGAAGGAGGAGGUCAGCAUCCGGCAAACGCAGCAACGUUUCCAGAUUUAGAGAAGGCCGUAAAAGAAUCCAUUAAAACCCUCGGAGGGUUCGUCUUUCCUAAACUAAACUGGAGCGCCCCCAAGGAUACCGCGUGGAUCAGCACUAAUGGUACUCUCAAAUGCUCAUCUUUUAGCGAAAUUGUUCUUCUUUUAAAGGCAUCGGACAGUUUGGUGCACGAUUUAUGCCAUGCAUUUGAUAGCUGUGAAGACAAAACCCUAGAAAGGCCCUCACAAUUUUACCUCGCAUUACGGAAAUGGUAUGAUUUGAGACCUGAGAUGGAGUUUAGAGGGUUUGUUAAAGGGGGCGUCUUAGUGGGUAUUUGUCAAAGAGAAGUUACAGGCUUUUAUCCGGCUUUACUGGAGAAAUUGGAUCAGCUUGAGGAUUCUAUUUUUGAUUUUUUUAGGGAAUAUAUUAGCGAAAAAUUUGAAACCCUAGAUUAUGCUUUUGAUUGCUAUGUGAGAAAAGAUGGCAAGGUAAAAUUAGUUGAUUUUAAUCCGUGGGGGGGUUUUACACUGCCUCUGCUUUUCACCUGGGAAGAUCUCGGAAGUAAGUAUGUGGAAGCUGAUGAGAGGAUUAAUGUCAUGGUGGCCAAUAGGGCACUAAAAGGGGAUUUGAGAUUGACUGAUAAAACAGAGUUGAAUUUGAGGUUGAGAGAAGAAGGGUAUAAAUUGGAUUUUAGGGUUGUGGAAAGUGAGGGUUGUGUACAGCCGAGCCUUAGGGCUUCUAGUGGGGUUCCUUAUGAUUAUAUUGAUACGGGGCCUGGCAGUGCUUGGGAUGAGUUUUUGAGAAAGGCUGAUGAGGAGAUUAAGAGACAGGCCAAUGCCGCAGGUGCAUGAAACCGGUUCAUGUGGACGUAAUAGGAACAGUGAUCAAUGCUCGUAGUUCUGCAGAUCUUGCCGCCUUAACAGACAACUUCAGGUCUAGGAGAGGCCAACAUGGACACUGAAGGACAAUGGACGCAUUCACCAAGUUGUCACUUUACCACACUUGAAGACCAAAUGGAGAUAGUCAUCUUGGGAAGCGUGAGGCUAGAUGAAAGUUGAGGUUUGAUGUUGCCCCGAUAGAUUUAUAGCAUUCUGCCCACUUACAGAAAAAAAGGUUUAAUUAGUUCUGUGGGUUAUCAUGGAGAGAGCUAUGUAAUCAAUUCUGAGGAAUGUCUGUGAUUCAAAAUCAAAGGUCUUCCAAUUGGAAACAAUGUAUCUACUAUUACAGGUUGUCCUUGUGAGUUCUCAAGAGAUUUUUCUAAUUUUCUUCAAUUGUUUUGAAGAAAGUUAUUCAAAUCAUAAAUGCAAUGAGGACCAUACCUUAAAAUGAAGGUUCAAGCUAUAUGACUAUUUACAAAGAUGGUUCACUGACCUACCCUUGCAUGUGCAGCACAAGAGGCUGGCAAAAUUUUUAUGUUGAAAUUACCAACAUGGGAGAUUGUAACAUCUACAUUGUUGUUGCUGUUGAAACUCGUCAUCGGAUCAAUAGUGACAUUUCCAGACCAGGUGAAUUUGCUCUUAGCAUAUGCGAACUCUGAUCCCCAUAUUGAAAUGUUUCAGGACGCUGUCUGCCAAAGCAAUUACAUGCAUAUUUUUUAAUGGUAGAGAUUUAAAAAUCCCUAUAGUCAACAAGGACAUGAGCUUAUCAACAAGUCUACACUGCCUUGCUAUAGUCAAGGACAUCAGCUUAUGGAAUUAGUAUCUAUAACUGAGAUUAGUUGUCUUUACCCUGAUUGGUCCAAAAGACAGGCAUCAGUUUCCUUGUUAGUGGAUCUAACAUGCAACAUUGAAAAUUUACAGCCAAAGGUGUGGGUUGAGGUUUCCUCAAACCAGCCAGGAACAGUUGUUGUUCCAGAGGAUUCUUGGAGGACAACAGACAGGUACAAAAUUGAUUCUUCUCAGAUAGACUUUCCAGUAUGAGUGACAUUAUCAGUUUUUGAUCAAAAUGCCAUAGAAUUUAAGAAUCAAAUGGAAGGAGUGUUCAGUGUAGAAAAUGGCAGAUACGCUUCCCCUGUCGUCAAGGAAAAAUUGGUCACUUGGCAAGAGAAGAUCAUUUUUUACUCAGCAUUGUUUUAUGUGUGAUAGAAGAGUGCCCUACUGUAAGUCAGACAGCAGCAGUAAACUGUAUAAAUGGCAUGCUUGAAGCCCUUGUGAAAGGACAAAAACUGGCAAACCAGAGAACACAAACCUAUCUUCCAAAAAUUUACAAAGCAUUAUUAAUGUUGAUGCAGAAAUGUCUCAAUGCUUCAAUGAUGGCUGUAAAUUUAACAAAAAAAACACUUGUUAUAAUGCUCAUGGGUAUCUUGACAAACUUGAUGUAGAAGGAAGAGUUGAUUGCAGAGUUUAUAAUAUAGUUAAUGAAGGCAGGUCAGGGUUUCAUCUAACCUCUUCAUACAAAUCAGGGUUUUUGCCUUGAAAGUGUAAAGAGCUAGAGAUAAUUGCCCAAAUCUUCUACUUUGUAAACAAAUUAUUUUUCAUUGUAAUGAAGACAUUUCUUGAA
Molecule: messenger RNA, 3041 nt
Organism: Cryptomeria japonica (Japanese cedar)
Lineage: Eukaryota; Viridiplantae; Streptophyta; Pinopsida; Cupressales; Cupressaceae
Exons: 2
Coding region: 272-1393 (373 amino acids)
Cellular component (GO): cytoplasm
Source: RefSeq, a predicted model, not a curated record